UCCUCUCCCAGUUUGGGAGGAGCGGCCGGGACUAGGGGUACGAGAGCCGGUGACCCGGAGGGGAGAAAGGGGCUACCGUGGGGUGGAAAGCACCGCCAGAGAGGGGAGAAUAGGCUGUGGGACUCAGUCAGCCCCUCCUCUAGGAGGGACCCAGCUGUCCUGGCGCCCAGCCCCAGUGCCAUGAGGCCACUCCUGUCCCUCCUGCUGUUGGCCCUGGUAGCUGGCUCACCCCCAUUGGAAGACAACAAGAUCCCCAGUUUGUGCUCUGGGCAUCCUGGCGUCCCGGGAACCCCUGGGCAUCAUGGCAACCAAGGCUUGCCUGGCCGAGAUGGGCGCGAUGGGCGAGAUGGGACGCCUGGGACUCCGGGAGAGAAGGGUGUUGGCGGGCACCCUGGGCUGCCUGGGCCUCGGGGAGACCCAGGACCACCAGGAGAGUCAGGGCCAAUGGGAGCAGCAGGGCCAGCGGGUGAGUGUGCAGUGCCUCCUCGGUCAGCCUUCAGUGCCAAACGCUCAGAAAGCAGGGUGCCUCCGCCUACUGACACACCGUUGCCAUUCGACCGGGUACUGGUGAAUGAGCAGGGGCACUAUGAUCCUGCCACGGGCAAGUUUACCUGCCAGGUGCCUGGCCUAUACUACUUUGCUGUCCAUGCCACCGUCUACCGCGCUAGUCUGCAGUUCGACCUUGUGAAGAAUGGAGAGUCGGUGGCUUCUUUCUUCCAGUUCUUUGGAGGGUGGCCAAAGCCAGCCUCACUCUCUGGGGGAGCUCUAGUAAGGCUGGAGCCUGAGGACCAAGUCUGGGUACAAGUGGGUGUGGGUGACUACAUUGGCAUCUAUGCCAGUGUCAAGACAGACAGUACCUUCUCUGGCUUCCUAGUUUAUUCUGACUGGCACAGUUCCCCUGUCUUUGCCUGAUGUUUCCCCCUCUCCAGGAAGGUUGCUCACUUCUUUCUUCCUGGGAUGCUAUAACCUCUUUUCUAAGAAGGGUGUCAUUGCCCCCAGCUACAUCUGCUCUGAGGAGGGCUGGCUCCCCCUGGUGUGGGUGAGUAGGGAGCUGGAGAAACAAGAUCUCAGUCUUGCUGUUAGUAGGGAUGGGAGGGCAUUAUUGACAGGAAAGAGACAUAGUGAGGAAGUGGCCAGAUUUCUCCCCAGAAGAAAGGGAUAUGAACUGCUCCUGGCAAUCAGGUCUUAAGGGCACUGGUAUUUUGGUUCCCUGGUCCUCAGGGCCCCUGGCUCCAUUGGUAGUGGUGGGGAGACCCUCAACCUUUCUCCUCUGGGCACCUUCCCUUUGUAAUCCCUAACCCCAGGACCAGGGUCUUAUGCUUAGAUAUCACUCAAUAAAUUACAAAAUCCUCCUA
Gracilinanus agilis (Agile Gracile Mouse Opossum) is the source of this 1355-nucleotide messenger RNA. RefSeq names its product C1q and TNF related 5 (gene C1QTNF5). The record is from RefSeq and is a predicted model, not a curated record. The transcript has 3 exons. Gene Ontology annotation, molecular function: protein binding. NCBI's taxonomy places the organism in Eukaryota, Metazoa, Chordata, Mammalia, Didelphimorphia, Didelphidae. The coding region runs from base 181 to 912 and encodes 243 amino acids.